GAGCCAACCAUCGAACGAACGCCGCAACUCCCUUCUCCCUCCCUAAAAAAAACUCCCUCUCCCUCCAAAACCGCGAGCGCCAGCGGGGAUCCAUCCAUCGCAACCCAACGGCCGGACGGACGCGCGGCGCGGCGCGGACUGAUCCGAUCGGUCGACCGGCGCACACAUGGCCGGCGACGACUGGCGCUGCCGGAAGCACCCGCCCGUGCCCUGCGGCGGCGUGUGCCCGCACUGCCUCUGCGACCGCCUCCUCCGCCUCUGCCCCGACUGCGCGCGGACGCGCCCCUGCCCCUGCGCCUCCCCCUCCUCCCCGUCCUCAUCGGCCUCCUCCGCCUCCGUCGGCCGGGUAUGCAGCCUCAUCGAGCGGGAGCGCCGGAUCGGGCGCUCGCGGUCCGUGGCCGGCGGCGACGAGCGGCGCCGGUCCAGGGUCUGGGGCUGGGCCUCUUUCCGGAAGCCGGCGGCCGGCAGGGGCAUGGAGCUGGAGAACGAGGAGGAGCAUCACCACGCCGCCAAGGACGCCGAGGAAUUGGAGCGGUCGAGCUCUGUUUCCGGGCUCAAGGUGACGCCCAAGGCCGGAGGGUGGGGCCGGUUCCUUCCCGGCCCGAUCAAGGCGCUGCGCCACCGCAAGUCGCGCGCUGCCGCCGGCGCCGGCGCCCGAGGCGACCGCCGGGAGGGCGUGAGGUGAGGUCGCCGGCGCGCGGCUAGGUUGUUUUCUUUCCGUGCCUGUUGAUGAUCAAUGGAUCUCGUUGGCUGGUGAUUCUGUAACUCCGAGUCGUCCUGGCCCCUUUGGGUCUCGCCCGUAAUUAUACACAAUAAAGUUGUGAAUAGAAUUGUGUUAGUUGAUCCGA
Molecule: messenger RNA, 848 nt
Organism: Hordeum vulgare subsp. vulgare (domesticated barley)
Lineage: Eukaryota; Viridiplantae; Streptophyta; Magnoliopsida; Poales; Poaceae
Exons: 1
Coding region: 167-685 (172 amino acids)
Source: RefSeq, a predicted model, not a curated record